This is a messenger RNA of Drosophila serrata, 1131 nucleotides long. It is a transcript of the gene shot, whose product is annotated as dystonin-like protein short stop. Gene Ontology annotation, cellular component: hemidesmosome; cytoskeleton; cytoplasm. Gene Ontology annotation, molecular function: structural molecule activity; keratin filament binding; calcium ion binding. Gene Ontology annotation, biological process: intermediate filament bundle assembly; cytoplasmic microtubule organization; wound healing. NCBI's taxonomy places the organism in Eukaryota, Metazoa, Arthropoda, Insecta, Diptera, Drosophilidae. The record is from RefSeq and is a predicted model, not a curated record.
CUUCGGCCGGUCCACGAUCCUUUGAUCCGGCUUCGCCGCCAAUUGUGUCCGUUUGUUGUUGCACUCUUGCAGUCCGCGUAUGUGUGUGUUGUUUCCGUGAGUGUGAGUGAGACGGGUCAUUAAUCCGCCGCUGUUCUUUUUGUUAAAAGAAGUAUUAAAGUUUAGCAAAUAUGUUGCUAGCCCAAUUCUAGAUAGCUAAGAAGAUUAGGAUUAAGUUGUGGAGAGUGCAAUCCAAGGGCCUGUAACCUAUACAGCCACCUGUCGCCGGUCCUAGAAGAAUCCAAUCCUCCGUACUUCGUACUCCGUACUCCGUACUCCGUACUCCGUCCUCCAUCCUCACCGCCGCGCGCCACAAAAUCAGCCAAGACGGCGUCCCCCCGCAGUUACGUCCGCUCACGCUCCACCCCGCAGUCGCCACAUUCCCCGCAGGCGGCACUCCUCGGCGGCGGCAGAUCCCAUCACGGUCAUCACGGGCACCAUCAUCACCAUUCCCCGUCGCCAUCACCAUCGUCGCCCUCGCCAUCGUGCCCCACGCUGCAGCUGCAGCCGCGCCUGCAUCAUUCGGAGCAGCAGCUGUGCCAGCGUCGCCGGAUCUAUGCAUCCACGGGGAGUGCCGCCAACAUCAUGAUGGAUCGCGAAUCCCUUAGCGAAUGGGCUAAGGACAAGCCGCUCAGCAUCCUGCAGCUGGAUCCGGCGGAUCGUGCCGUUCUACGGAUAGCAGAUGAACGCGAUGCCAUUCAGAAGAAGACUUUCACAAAAUGGGUUAACAAACAUCUGAAAAAGACCUAUACUAUGCUACAUGUUUGUGUUACCACAAAUGGCAUACCUUGUUGUUCUCAGUCAGCCAAUCGUCGUGUGGUGGACUUGUUUGAAGAUCUGCGCGAUGGUCACAAUUUACUUUCACUCCUGGAGGUGCUAUCUGGCGAACACCUGCCACGCGAGAAGGGUAAAAUGCGAUUCCACAUGCUGCAGAAUGCACAAAUGGCACUGGACUUUCUGCGCUACAAGAAGAUCAAGCUGGUGAACAUACGCGCCGAGGACAUUGUCGAUGGCAAUCCCAAGCUGACGCUGGGCCUGAUCUGGACCAUUAUAUUGCACUUCCAGAGGAUAGACAACUUUCGCAGGGAUUAG